Messenger RNA from Miniopterus natalensis, 5601 nucleotides. It is a transcript of the gene ZZZ3, whose product is annotated as zinc finger ZZ-type containing 3. The record is from RefSeq and is a predicted model, not a curated record. NCBI's taxonomy places the organism in Eukaryota, Metazoa, Chordata, Mammalia, Chiroptera, Miniopteridae. Gene Ontology annotation, molecular function: zinc ion binding.
CUUAAUUAAGGCCAAGCAGGCUGUAGUGUUAGAAGUAAUUAACUAGUUUGUUUUUCAUCGUAUCAGGCUGUUUAAAAACACAUCUGCAUGAUCCCGUCUGUCUUAAUGCUGGUAGAACUCAGCUGUAAAUAUCAGUUCUGUGAAAAUAACAGUUGCAGAUAUCCUUGCCUGGUGAAUGUCAUAAUGGAUGAUGUUCCUAUAGCAAACACAAUACAAAAAGGUAGUAAUGUGGCUGACUAGAACUUGAUAGAGUGCUAGAUUGGGCGUAUCAGUGUAUACUCAAGACACAUCUUUUAUUGUGGAUCCUCUUUGUCUCUGAUGAUUGCUAUCACCACCAUGUACUAUAGAAUGUAAUGUUUUGCCAUGUUUCUGAAAGGUUUCAGGGUUGGGUACAAAGCAGUUGACCAGUUGGAAUCUUUGUUAUAAGAAGAAUGAGUUUUCAAGUUAAGGUUUACUUUUUAUAGGACCAUGGUUUCACUGUGUACCCUCAUGUUAAUUUCAAACUUUUUUUUUUUAAGGGCAGUAUUAAGUUAUGUUACUUAGACAGUUUUUCUGCCUUGUGCUUUUGAAGAAUUUACAAGGCAUAUUUAGGAGAGGUUGCAUUUAUAGGUAUUAGAUAUCAGUCGUUCACUUUCUAGCUGAAUAAAAUCAUUGUCUGUUUUUACUAGGCAGUGACUCUAGUUUAAAAAGCUUAAUAAAUUACAUCAGUUUUAAAAUUGUAAUCCUUAAUCGAAAGUAGUGCCAUUUUUAGAAUAUCUAGUUUUAAGUUUAUAAUAAAGUGAUAAUUUACACCAUAAACAUUGCUAGUCUUUUCCCUGGUGUUUCUCCUUGUUUCCAAAUGGGUAUUCAUAAUAACUCAUUUAGCCAGGAUCUCUGAAAAGGAUAUCAUAAUACAUUAUUAUAAAAUAAACUGUAAUUAACCAGACUGUCCAAGAAAUGGAAUUUAAUUAAGGUAAUUAAAGUAUCUGGCCAACUGGGUACUAAAACCCAUAAAAUGCUUAUUGUUUUUGUCCUUGUUGAAAAUCCAUAUGCCAAAAUAAUAGAAAUUUCCCUUUAGAAGAGACUUGUAGCACUUUAAUAAUCAUCAAGGUUAUCAUGUAGAUAUAGAAAACUUGGUUGAUUAUUUGGUAUACAUAACCUAAAUUAUUUUUGUUGUUCAGUCCCCAGUUUUGCUUAUGAAGGCGAAAAUUUUGGAAGGCUUCUAGAAUAAGAGUUUAUAAAUUCUGUGUAAGGACUUUUAUCAAGGGCAGUCUUUGGUCACCUCCAAAAAAUAUUGCCUGAGACUCUAGAAAAAGAACUGAGUCACAUUUUGACUCCAACUAAUAUUGAGUUGUUGUAAGGAUUUAGUAUAUGUCAAGCUUUUUUUGUUUUUUCUUGGUUUCUAAAAAUCCUUUUCCAGUUUCUUAGUAUCUCUGAAACUACAAAGUUACCAAGAAGUACCAGUGAUGUUACUGUGAACAGAUGUUCUGUUACCUGCUAUUUCCUCUUAUUAUAGGAGUGAAUCUAUUAGCAUAAGUUAAUUUACUUCUUUAAUUCUUUUUUUUUAUUAUUUUAAAGAAAGGAAUUUAGGAGGUUCUAGUAUUCUCCAUGGCUGAAGCUGAGAGUCUGAAACCCUGAUGCUUAAGCUCUAUUGUAGAUCAUAGCUCCGACUCCUUCAGGAUAUAAGGAAAAGGGAUAUUUCCACAAUGAUAGAUCUUUGGUUGUACAGGUUUCCCAAUGAGUGGAUCAUGAUGACCGUAUUGUAGGGACUUGCCAUAGUAUGGCUGCUUCCCGAUCUACUCGUGUUACAAGAUCAACAGUGGGGUUAAACGGCUUGGAUGAAUCUUUUUGUGGUAGAACUUUAAGGAAUCGUAGCAUUGCUCACCCUGAAGAAAUCUCUUCUCAUUCUCAAGUACGAUCAAGAUCACCAAAGAAGAGACCAGAGCCUGUGCAAAUUCAGAAGGGAAAUAAUAGUGGGAGAACUACUGAUUUAAAACAACAAAGUACUCGAGAAUCAUGGGUAAGCCCUAGGAAAAGAAGACUUUCUUCUUCAGAGAAAGAUAAUGUAGAAAGACAGGCUGUAGAAAAUUGUGAGAAAAGGCAAACAGAACCUGUUUCACCAGUUUUAAAAAGAAUUAAGCGUUGUCUUAGAUCUGAAGCAGCAAACAGCUCAGAAGACGACUCACCUAUAAAAUCAGACAAGGAGUCAGUAGAACAGAGAAGUACAGUAGUGGACAAUGAUGCAGAUUUUCAAGGGACUAAACGAGCUUGUCGAUGUCUUAUACUGGAUGAUUGUGAGAAAAGGGAAAUUAAAAAGGUAAAUGUCAGUGAGGAAGGGCCACUUAAUUCUGCAGUAGUUGAAGAAAUCACGGGCUAUUUGGCUGUCAAUGGUGUUGAUGACAGUGAUUCAGCUGGUAUAAACUCUGAUGACUGUCAGCCUGAUGGGAACACUAAACAAAACAGCACUGGUUCCUACGAGUUGCAGGAAAAAUCAGUAGCUGAAAAUGGGGAUUCGGACACCCACGCUUCAGUGUUCCUUGAUAGUAGGAAGGAGGACAGUUAUAUAGACCAUAGCGUGCCUUGCACGAACUCAGAAGUGCGGGUCAAGUUGGAGGACCACAAAACAGUAACUGCCUGCCUGCCUGUGGAACAUGUUAGUCAGCUGACUACUGAGCCAGCUACAGGCCCAUUUCCUGAAACUCAGUCAUCUUUAAGGGAUUCUGAGGAGGAAGUAGAUGUGGUGGGAGAUAGCAGUGCCUCAAGAGAGCAGUGUCAUGAAAACACCAGUAACGCCCCGGACUCAAGACUUGAGAGUAUGCCGGUCUCCGGAGAACUGGAACCAUCCUCUGGUGUAGACUGUGUUUCAGCUCAAACAAUGUCUUUAUCAGAACCUCAAGAACAUCGGUAUACUCUGAGAACUUCACCACGAAGGGCACCCCCUACCAGAAGCAGUCCCACUAAAAACGGUUCUCCUUGCAGAGAAAAUGGACAGUUUGAGGAGAAUAAUCUGAGUCCCAGUGAAACACAUGCAACUGCGAGUGAUAAUAUACGUGAGUCUCCCACAAAUUCUGGUGAAAUUUCUCGGAAUGGAAAAGGGCUCUGCUGUGACUCUGAAACUUACGGGACUGAAGGACAAAGUAAGCCACCCUCAGAGGCGGGACUCGGUGUUGGGAACUUGCCGUCUGCCAAAGAGAGUGCCAAUCCGCACAUUACAGACGAGGAAGAUGAUGAUCCCGAUGUUUAUUACUUUGAAUCAGAUCAUGUGGCACUGAAACACAACAAAGAUUAUCAGAGACUAUUACAGACGAUUGCUGUACUCGAGGCUCAGCGUUCUCAAGCAGUCCAGGACCUUGAAAGUUUAAGCAGACACCAGAGAGAAGCACUAAAAAAUCCUAUUGGAUUUGUGGAGAAACUCCAGAAGAAGGCUGAUAUAGGGCUUCCAUAUCCACAGAGAGUUGUUCAGUUGCCCGAGAUUGUAUGGGACCAAUAUACCAAUAGCCUUGGGAACUUUGAAAGAGAAUUUAAAAAUCGUAAAAGACAUACUAGGAGAGUUAAGCUAGUUUUUGAUAAAGUAGGUUUACCUGCUAGACCAAAAAGUCCUUCAGAUCCUAAGAGGGAUGGAGAGUCCCUUUCAUACUCUAUGUUGCCUUUGAGUGAUGGUCCAGAAGGUUCAAACAGUCGUCCUCAAAUGAUAAGAGGACGUCUGUGUGAUGAUACCAAACCUGAAACCUUUAACCAGUUGUGGACUGUUGAAGAACAGAAAAAGCUUGAACAGCUACUCCUGAAAUACCCGCCUGAAGAAGUAGAAUCUCGGCGCUGGCAGAAGAUAGCAGAUGAACUGGGCAAUAGGACAGCAAAACAGGUUGCCAGCCGAGUGCAGAAGUAUUUCAUAAAACUAACUAAAGCUGGCAUUCCAGUCCCAGGCAGAACACCAAACUUAUAUAUAUACUCCAAAAAGUCUUCAACAAGUAGACGACAGCACCCCCUUAAUAAGCAUCUCUUUAAACCUUCCACUUUUAUGACUUCCCACGAACCACCAGUGUAUAUGGAUGAAGAUGAUGACCGAUCUUGUUUUCAUAGUCACAUGAGCACUGCUAUCGAGGAGGCAUCAGAUGAAGAAAGUAUUCCUAUUAUGUAUAGGAAUUUACCUGAAUAUAAGGAACUUUUAGAGUUUAAAAAGUUAAAGAAGCAGAAACUUCAGCAAAUGCAAGCUGAAAGUGGAUUUGUACAACAUGUGGGCUUCAAGUGUGAUAACUGUGGCAUAGAACCUAUCCAGGGUGUUCGGUGGCAUUGCCAGGACUGCCCCCCAGAAAUGUCUUUGGAUUUCUGUGACUCUUGUUCAGACUGCCUACAUGAAACAGAAAUUCACAAAGAAGAUCACCAGUUAGAACCUGUUUAUAGGUCAGAGACAUUUUUAGACAGAGACUACUGUGUGUCCCAGGGCACCAGUUAUAAUUACCUUGACCCAAACUACUUUCCAGCCAACAGAUGACAUGGGAGAAGAAAAUCGUAUACUAGCCUCUUCAACACACAGCAAUGGUAUCAUUGUGAGUUAUGUGCAGUUUGGAAAGGUUCUCGGCUUUCCCUGAAUGACACUCACAGCAUGACAGCUUCCUGAGUGUUCUCGUCCAGUCAGCUCUGCACCGUUGUGGCUCUAGAUCACUGUCAGCAGCUGAACAUUCCUGGUGAGCAAAGGGUUCCUCGGUCAGUCUCUCACCACCACCUUAAAGUCUCUUAGGUGGCGCUUAAAUAGGUGAGAUGGAAAUGAGCACACAUUGAAAAGUGAGUAAAUUCCAAAGGUUUCAAAGAACUUGGUCAUAAAUACGAUAACAAGAAGACAAAGUAUUUAUAUUAAAACAGUUCAGUAGCUUUCAGUUUUGUGAAAAUAGUCUUCAGCACAGAAACUGACUUCUUUAGACAAAGUUUUAACCAAUGAAGGUGUUUGCUUCUAGAAUAUACACUUUAAAAGAACUCACUGUCCCAGUGGUGGCCCCUGACGGCCUUUAGUAAAUUGGAGCUGCUUAACCAUAUUGAUGUCUAAUUUCUUUUAACCACAAUGAACUGUCCUUAUUACCAACACAAAGCACUACAGGAGGCAGCGGCCACAUUGCUUCCUUAACCAGCUCAUGGUGUGUGAAUGUUAUAAAAUGGUCACUCAGAUAUAUUUUUUAAAUGUAAUGUUAUAUAAGAUGAUCAUGUGAUGUGUACAAACUAUGGUGAAAAGUGCCAGUGGUAGUAACUGUGUAAAGUCUCUAAUUCACAACAUUAAUUCCUUUAAAAUACACAGCCUCUGCCUCUGUAUUUGGAGUUGUUGGUGCAACUCAUCAAAGAAAACUGCCUAAUAUAAAGAUCAUAUAUAUGGUAAUAAUUUCCCUCUUUUGUAGUCUGCACAAGAUCCAUAAAAGAUUGUAUUUUUAUUACUAUUUAAACAAGUGAUUAAAUUUAGUCUGCGCAGUGAGCAAGGGUUCACAUGCAUUCUUUUAUACUGCUGGAUUUUGUUGUGCAUCAUUUAAAACAUUUUGUAUGUUCUUAUCUGUGUAUACAGUAUGUUCUUGAAUAAUGUUCAUUUGUCAGGAGAACUGUGAGAAAUAAACUAUGUGGAUACUGUCUGUUUAUAUUAUA